Molecule: messenger RNA, 4552 nt
Organism: Carcharodon carcharias (great white shark)
Lineage: Eukaryota; Metazoa; Chordata; Chondrichthyes; Lamniformes; Lamnidae
Gene: znf521
Product: zinc finger protein 521
Exons: 8
Coding region: 45-3929 (1294 amino acids)
Biological process (GO): regulation of transcription by RNA polymerase II
Cellular component (GO): nucleus
Molecular function (GO): RNA polymerase II transcription regulatory region sequence-specific DNA binding; DNA-binding transcription factor activity, RNA polymerase II-specific
Source: RefSeq, a predicted model, not a curated record
CCCCCAGACCCAAGUCUUGAAGAAGGGUUUUUAAUGCCUUUAGGAUGUCUCGCCGAAAACAAGCGAAGCCAAGAUCGCUGAAAGUAGAAGAAAAUGAGGCUGAAGACUUGCAUCCGACUGUGGGCCAGGCGAGCGUUCAGAGUGAUGGUGUUGACGGGGAGGAUGACCCCUCCUGCUCAUGGCCCCCCUCAUCUCCCUCCAGCAAGGACCACGCUUCGCCCAAUCACGGGGACGCUUGCGACUUUGGCGAAGAGGAAGGGGGCCCGGGGCUGCCUUACCCCUGCCAGUUCUGCGAGAAGUCCUUCAGCCGCCUCAGCUACCUGAAGCACCACGAGCAGAGCCACAGCGACAAGCUGCCCUUCAAGUGCACCUUCUGCAGCCGCCUCUUCAAACACAAGCGCAGCCGGGACCGUCACAUCAAGCUCCACACCGGCGACAAGAAGUACCACUGCAGCGAGUGCGACGCUGCGUUCUCGCGCAGCGACCACCUGAAGAUCCACCUGAAGACCCACACCUCCACCAAGCCGUACAAGUGUGCCAUCUGCCGGCGCGGCUUCCUGACCUCCAGCUCGCUGCACGGACACAUGCAGGUGCACGAGAAGAACAAGGACGGCCCCCAGUCGCUGUCCCGGCUGGAGGAGUGGAAGCUGAGGGACGCCCAGAAGUGCAGCCAGUGCGAGGAGGGCUUCGACCUGCCCGAGGACCUCCAGAAGCACAUCGCCGAGUGCCACCCGGAGAGCUCGCCCUCCGAAGACCGGGCCGCCUUCCAGUGCAUCUACUGCUCCGACCUCUUCGCCGAGGAGAGCGUCCUGCUGGCCCACGUCGAGCAGAUGCACGCCCGGGAGAAGGGCAAUUGCUGCAGCAUCUGCUCGGAGCGCUUCCUCUCCGUGGAGGAGCUGUACGCCCACAUGGACAGCCACCACCAGCAGCCGGAGCCCAGUAACCAUAGCAACAGCCCCUCCAUGGUGACCGUCGGCUACACGUCCGUGUCCAGCACCACGCCGGAUUCCAACCUCUCGGUGGACAGCUCGAACAUGCUGGACAUCGCCUCCCACCAGUUGAAGCCCCGGGGCAAGAAGCGGGUGGCCCAGACAGUGCCCGAUGGGGUGGCGCCCGCCCUCAAACAGGCCAAGGUGACCUACAGCUGUAUCUACUGCAGCAAGCAGGUCUUUAACAGCCUGGCCGUGCUGCAGAUCCACCUGAAGACGAUGCACCUGGACAAACCGGAGCAGGCCCACACCUGCCAGUUCUGCCUGGAGGUCCUGCCCUCCCUCUACAACCUCAACGAGCAUCUCCGGCAGGUCCACGACAGCCAGCAGGACUCGCCCCCCCUCCUCGUCUCGGCCCUGCCCUCCCUGGUCUACCAGUGCAACUUCUGCUCCGAGGCGCUGAACGACCUGAAUGGGCUCCAGGAGCACAUCCGGUGCUCCCACAGCUUCAGCAGCGUGGUGACGAAGGACAGCAACGCCUUCUUCUGCCCCCACUGCCUGAUGGGCUUCCUCACCGAGGCCUCGCUGGAUGAGCACAUCCAGCAGAUCCACGCGGACGCCAGCAGCAUCCGCUUUGACUCCCCUCUGCUGGGCGUGUCCAAGGACCCUGUGAUGGAGGUGUACUCCUGCUCCUACUGCACCAACUCCCCCAUAUUCAACAACGUCCUGAAGCUCAACAAGCACAUCAAGGAGAACCACAAGAACAUCCCCCUGGCGCUCAGCUACAACAACGGCAGCAAGAAGUCUAGCCGGGCCACCAGCCCGCUCUCCCCGCUGAGCGUGGAGCAGAGCUCAGUCAAGGCGGUGCAUGGUGGGAGCACGGGACCCUCGCACGCGGCCAGCGAGUAUUGCUGCAACCAGUGCACUGCCAAAUUUGCUGCCUUUGACAGUUUCCAGGCCCACCUGAAGACCCACCUGGGCACCCUGAUAAAGAAGCUGGCCUGCCCACAGUGCAGCAAGGAGUUCCCAUCGCAGGAGUCCUUGCUGAAACACGUGACCGUUCACUUCAUGAUCACCUCCACCUACUACAUCUGCGAGAGCUGCGACAAACAGUUCACCACCGUGGACGACCUGCAGAAGCAUCUGCUGGAGAUGCACACCUUUGUCUUCUUCCGUUGUACCCUGUGCCAGGAGGUCUUCGACUCCAAGGUGUCCAUCCAGCUCCACCUGGCCGUCAAGCACAGCAACGAGAAGAAGCUCUUCCGCUGCACCUCCUGUAACUGGGACUUUCGGAACGAGGGGGACCUCCAGGUCCACGUCAAGCACAAUCACCUCGACCACCAGGGCAAGAUGCACAAGUGCAUUUUCUGCGGCGAGAUCUUUGGCACGGAGGUGGAGCUGCAGUGCCACAUCACCACCCACAGCAAGAAGUACAACUGCAAGUUCUGCAGCAAAGCCUUCCACGCCAUCAUCCUCCUGGAGAAGCACCUGAGGGAGAAGCAUUGCGUCUUUGAGGCCAAGGCUCAGAACUGCGGCUCCAACGGCUCAACAGAGCAGGUCCACAAGGAGGAGGCAGAGCUGCAGAACAUUCUAGCCAACCACCAGGAAUCCCACAACAGCCACGACGGCAGCGAGGAAGACGUGGACACCUCCGAGACCAUGUACGCCUGCGACAUCUGCGGAGCUGCCUACACGAUGGACUCGCUCCUCCAGAACCACCAGCUGCGUGACCACAACAUCCGCCCGGGGGAGAGCGCCAUCGUCAAGAAGAAAGCCGAGCUGAUCAAAGGGAACUACAAGUGCAACGUCUGUUCCAGAACCUUCUUCUCUGAAAGCGGCUUGCGCGAGCACACCCAGACCCACCUGGGGCCGGUAAAGCACUACAUGUGCCCAAUCUGCGGCGAGCGAUUCCCCUCUCUCCUCACCCUCACUGAGCACAAAGUUACUCACAGCAAAAGCCUCGACACUGGGACGUGCCGGAUCUGUAAGAUGCCCCUUAAGUGCGAGGAGGAGUUCCUGGAACACUGUCAGAUGCACCCCGACCUCCGCAACUCCCUGACUGGCUUCCGCUGUGUGGUCUGCAUGCAGACGGUCACCUCCACCUUGGAGCUGAAGAUCCAUGGGACCUUCCACAUGCAAAAGACAGGCACUGCUUCCAGCGUGCAGCAAGCCACACGCAACCCGCCGCUUCAGAAACUCUACAAGUGCGCGUCGUGCCUGAAGGAGUUCCGCUCUAAGCAGGACUUGGUGAAACUGGACAUCAACGGGCUGCCUUACGGACUCUGUGCCGGCUGCGUCAACGGCAACAAGCACCUCAGCCCGACGGUUAGCGUCAACCUGAACGGCAACCGGCAGCUCUCCGAGCAGAGCCACGCCGAGGGCAAGGGCAAGGGCGGGGGGGUGAAAACCCGCUGCCUGAACUGCAACGUGAAGUUUGAGUCGGAGAGCGAGCUCCAGAACCACAUUCAGACUGUCCACGUCAACCUGCCUCCUGACAGCAACAACCACCUGAAAACUCCCCAGGUCUCCCCCAUGCCCAAAGUCAGCCCGCCACAACCAGAGGAGAAGAGGACAUACCAGUGCAUCAAAUGUCAGAUGAUCUUUCAGUGUGAAUGGGACAUCCAGGUUCAUGUGGCCAACCAUAUGAUAGGAGGGGACAGGCCAGGAUUGGUGCUACAGCGUGGUAUGGAAGGGGAUUCUCGCAGUCCGAGACCAUAUAAAGAGGAAGGUCUCAACCAUGAAUGCAAGCUUUGCAGCCAGACAUUUGACUCACCGGCUAAACUGCAGUGUCAUCUAAUCGAGCACAGUUUCGAAGGCAUGGGAGGCACCUUUAAAUGUCCUGUUUGCUUCACAGUGUUUGUUCAAGCAAGCAAGUUGCAGCAUCAUAUUUUUUCUGCCCAUGGGCAGGAGGACAAGAUCUAUGACUGCUCACAGUGCCCACAGAAGUUUUUCUUCCAAACAGAAUUGCAGAACCAUACAAUGACACAACACAGCAGUUAAUGAUAUGAUACGGUGCCAGACAGCUUGCUUUGGGAAGGCUACAGAACUCGAAGUAUAUGACCUCCUCACUCUUUGCACGAGAAUGUUUUCAAAGAUGGACAUUUUGGAGAGAUUAAAAAAAAAAGCAUUGUAUUAUAAUAUAAAAAACACAAAACUUGCAUUGGUCAAAAUAUUGAUUUCUUUUCAUGUUGUUUGACCUUUUAAGCCAACAUACAGAGUUUCUGUGUAUACUAUAUAUUUAUAGUAUAUAAAAAGUGUUACACGUGUUAUGUUACUGAUCCCUUCUACCAGUCCAAAGCUGGUUUUCCCUCCCUUUCCCCACCCCACCUCACCCCACCCUUCAACAAACAUGGACUGUAUUUGUGGGAAUUGCCAUAAUACUGAUAGCAUUACCAUUCAUGUGAUAGAUGUAAUGUAUAGCAAUCAUCAGCCGUUCGUUCUAGAAAGCAUUGGAAAGCUUCUUGCCUUUAAACUUUCUUUAACAAAAUUUCUGUACAAUCAACUUUCCAGUCAAUUAAACCCUGCUUAUCCAUAACUGUUAUUAGUGUUUAUUCUGCUGUCUGAACCUGGAUUUUGCUGGAAUUACUGUGUUUAUAUUAAGAAAUAAACCCAUGUAUCAAUGA